This is a messenger RNA of Saprolegnia parasitica CBS 223.65, 372 nucleotides long. RefSeq lists its product as hypothetical. The transcript has a single exon. The record is from RefSeq and is a predicted model, not a curated record. The annotation marks the transcript as partial. NCBI's taxonomy places the organism in Eukaryota, Oomycota, Saprolegniomycetes, Saprolegniales, Saprolegniaceae.
AUGUUCUCGGCGCUGGGCUCGCCGAAGCUGACCAAGCACGCCGAGUGGAGCUGCAGCCAGCGCGCCGCGACGGGCGGCGCCAAGCUGCACGUCUUCCGCCUGUGCUCCAAGCUCGGGUCUUGGGACCUCGCGCGCACCUUUGUCGAGCUCGAGUUCUUCCGCGAGACGCUCCGAACACUCUACAACAGCGAGGUCAGCAGCAACAGCCACGAGUCGAACUGGCCGCGCCGCCUUCGGCACGUGUUGACACUGCCAUUUCCUAGCGUCGAGUGGCUGCCAUGGGCGCGCGGCCAGCUCGGGCGCUUUGUCGCGUCGCUCGUGGCCCUCCACGACGACGCCUCGCGCGUUGCGAACCCGACCUUUCUCCUCAGC